Messenger RNA from Penicillium griseofulvum, 654 nucleotides. RefSeq names its product GNAT family N-acetyltransferase. Lineage: Eukaryota; Fungi; Ascomycota; Eurotiomycetes; Eurotiales; Aspergillaceae. The record is from RefSeq and is a predicted model, not a curated record. Bases 1 to 654 code for a protein of 217 amino acids. The transcript has a single exon. Gene Ontology annotation, molecular function: acyltransferase activity, transferring groups other than amino-acyl groups.
AUGUCCACUACCUCCACUACCUCCACUACCUCCACUACCUCCACUAUGCCAACCUCCAUUUCAACCAAUUUUAGCAUCCCAACUGAACGACUCCACAUUUCCUACUUUGAGCCAGGAAACCAUUCGCACAGCACAUUUCUUCACCACCUCUGGAAUACAGAUGAAUUCAUCGCGACAGAGGGAAACCUCGGCAUUGAUACACCAGAGAAGGCCGGCGAGUUCAUCACUAUCAAAGUCCAACCCAACUACAAGAAAAAUGGAUAUGGACAAAUGCUUGUGUCUUUGAAACCAUACCCGGGGGCCACAUUGGCCGAGAGCAAACCGAUUGGAAUAGUCACCCUGAUGAAAGGCACUGGUGAGAACGCAUACACAGCGCCUGAUGUAGGAUACACUACUCUACCAGAAGAGAAUGGGAAGGGAUAUGCCACUGAAGCAGCGAUCGGGCUGAUUGCCUAUGCGAAGAGAGAACUCGGUGUGAAUGAGGUAUUUGGGUUCUGUGAUCAUAAUAACAUGCGCAGUCGAAGAGUCUUGGAGAAGAUCGGGAUGGAGUUUCGGGGGGAACGACAUCUCAAAUACUUUGGAGGGGCACAUAGUGCUGUCUAUGCCUUGCCGGGAAUGGGGGAUUUGAAGGAUUAUGGAAUUGAGGAUGUUUGA